AUGUUCACAGAAGCCCUAAAUCUCUGCCUGAAUGACUCACAAUGGGAACGAUCAUGGUUGCCGGUCCAUCUUGGAGGAGUGGGUCUCCUCAAGGCUUCCCAAAUAGAAUUUCCAACAUCUUCCAGCGCAGCAUACAAAGAACUGUUAAUGAAGAUCUUCCGAGGACGUCUCAUUACUGCUGCAGGAGUGCACGUGCCAAGUUUAGUAGAGGCACAGAGGCAGCCACCCUCCUCGAGGGACUCCAGCGCCUUCACCUACAGUACUGUAGCUACACUUCAGGGUAGAGACCAGGAAGGAACCCUACAGAGCCUGGUGGAGGGGUGUCCUGCUGUCUCGCACAUCUCUCGCAGUCAGAGCAGCUGUAGUGCAGACACCUGUCGUCACGACCCCUCGACCGUGUACACACAGCUCUCCUACCUAGACUCUCCACGGUCCAAUUCCUCUAACGGGUUCGCUACGAGACGGAAAGUAGGCGGGGAGCUGAGCACACGACACUGGUGGCUGGUGGGCCUGGUGUUCCUGGUGGCGGCCACGGCGGGGGUAGGGGUGGGGGUCCCCCUGGCCCUCCGGGGGGACCCCUUACAGUCCCUCGACAACAGACUAGAAACCGCCAACAAAAUCCUGGCACAAUAUCCUCUCAUAGACGGACACAACGACUUACCGUGGAACAUCAGAAGUUUCAUACACAACCAGCUGGAAAAACUUAAGCUGAACGAAAGCUUGAAGAACGUGGAACCGUGGUCUGUCAGUAACUGGUCUCACACCGACAUCCCCAGACUCAUAGAAGGACGAGUAGGUGGACAGUUCUGGGUGGCCUACACGCCCUGUGACUCACAAUACCAGAAUGCGGUGCAGCUGACCUUGGAACAGAUUGACUUGAUCAAGCGGGUUAUCAAGAAGUACAGCCAAUACCUGGAGCUGGUCACCAACUCUCAAGACAUCAAUACGGUGUUCGCGAAGGGCAAGAUCGCCAGUCUCAUCGCUAUCGAGGGCGGCCACGGCAUCAGCAACAGCUUCGGCUCCUUGAGAAUGAUGUACGAGUUGGGGGUCCGCUACCUGACCUUAACACACGCCUGCAACACACCCUGGGCCACCUCGUCUGUGAUAGAGAGAUCGUCGGGAGAUGGGACGAAGAACGAGAAUUAUGGCCUCACGGAGUUUGGCAAGAAAGUGGUGCAAGAGAUGAACCGGCUGGGGAUGAUGGUGGACCUCUCACACGUGUCCACCAAGACCAUGAAGGACACCCUAGACGUCACGGAAGCUCCCAUCAUUUUCUCUCACUCCUCCUCCCGCGCCCUCUGUAACAACCCCAGGAAUGUCCCCGACGAUGUCCUACUACAAGUGAAACGUAACAGAGGCAUUGUUAUGGUGAGCUUCUAUGCCGACCACGUCAGCUGUAGUGAGACGGCUAAUGUGACCCAUGUGGCCAACCACAUCAACCACAUCAGGGAGGUAGCGGGUAUCGACCAUGUUGGUAUUGGAGCGGACUUUGACGGCAUUAAUAAGACGCCGCAGGGCCUGGAGGAUGUGAGCAGGUAUCCUUGGCUCCUGGCUGAGCUCCUGAGAGACCCGCGCUGGACCGUGGCAGACAUCAGGAAGCUCAUAGGAGAGAAUGUCAUCAGGGUGUUUUCUGAGGUGGAGCGGGUGAGGGACGACAUGCAGGCAAAGGGUGUUGAGCCCCUGGAGGAGGAGAUUCACCCCGAGUACCUGAAGGGCAAGACCAACUGCACCUACAUCUUCGACUGAUCACAUCACCCAACACCUUCACCACCGCCAUCAGUCAGUCAACACCUUCACCACCGCCACCAGUCAGUCAACACCUUCACCACCGCCACCAGUCAGUCAACACCUUCACCACCGCCACCAGUCAGUCAACACCACCAUCACCAGCCAGCCAACACCACCAUCACGUCAUCAACUGUGAUCCUCUCAACAACCCAAGAACGACAACUUGUUGAUGUCUCUUCUGUACAUCUUAGUGACAUCUAGAGUUCAUCUCCGACCGAUGUUGCCUUUUAAAAAGACGUCAAGUGACAUCCAGCAUCUCCUUCGAUCGAUAAUUUUGACGCUAAAGAUCCCACUAAUUACGACCGACGCAUGAUGGCCUCUUCGUCUCACGCCAUCAACAGGUCGGCCUCGCAGUGAUAUAUGUGAAUGAAAACAAAACAAGACACUGACAAAUGAAAUAAACUGAUUUAUCAAAGGAAAACGAUGCUUUCCAUCUCUCGGUAAAUGGAAAGAAUUAUUGUGAUUUAUCAUACUCGACGCCGGAGUCUUAUGAAUAGAAAACGGUUUGACGAAGGACACGAUCCAUAAUAACAAAUUGUAUCCUUUGUAAAGAGGAAACUGACUUACGGGAAAUAUGUGGCAGAGCGAUGGAAAAUAUCCUUUGAAUAAUCUAGGGAAAAACUUGAAGGAUUUAAUUUAUAGUGAAAAAAAAAUUAAAAGAAAAUACUUUACGAUUGUUUCGGGAGCCAUAACCUGUGGUGUUGAGUCGUGAGGACGAUACAACACGAGACAGACAGACACACUCACGUUCAUCGGUGCUAAACAAUGUGCCACUUAUAAACAACGUCAUAACAACCAUCCUAACCGUCUCUGGAAACAAUCAUUAUCAACUGUUCCAGAAGACAAAAAUGCUCAUAGUGACCUUCCUAUACCUUGUGACCUUUGACCCAGUCCAGCGUGAAUGACCUUGUGAUGUAUAUUAAAAAGAAAAAAAAAAUAACAUAUCAUAACAGUGGGUGAUAUAUGAGCGAAAUUUCUAAGUAAAUUUAAAAUUAUUUGGCGAAAGUUUUGUUUGGAUCAUGACCGUGAGAAUUACUAUACGAAUAUUUCCGCCAUUUAUUUACUGAUAUCGCUUAGGUUAUAUUUUUCUGUGGGGAAAAAUGACACUGACUAACUACCAGUUGGUCGUAAAUGUCCUAAUAAACGUUACCCAAAAAAUAUGCAAAAAAAAAAAAAAAUCAGGAUAACAUGCAUAGAGAAAUAUCGAAAUAAAUACAUGACAAUAGGUAGAGAAUCGCAGAAGAACGAGUAAUGAUAGACGAGUUAUAUUUGUCAUCAGCGAACAUGAACGACGGUGGUGGCGAUGGUGACCGUCAGCGACUAAGGUGUAACUGUUGGCUGCGAUACAAUUAAUAUUGACAGUCAGUUGCUGCUAGAGACUGACACAAAGAAUAUGUUAUGACGUAAAAGUAACUAAUCAGGAAGAAGAAGAAAAGGGAAAAUUAUAUUAGGGUCAUUUUACAAUCUUGGGAGCAAAAAAUAAAAAUAAAAAAAUAAUUAAAAACAAAUGAUGUAUUUAGUUUCUCGUUAAUUAAAACUUGGACACAGAAAAUAAGCAGAGAUCUUACCGAGGCAUAAAAUGACAGGUGUUGAUGAUACAUUAAGGUAAAUAAUAAAUAAAAAAAACUUAAGAGAUAUAUUUUGGAGAAGGGAGGGAGGAGAUCGAGUAAGAGUGAAGGUUAUUUUUUAGGAUAGGGAGGGAGCUCAUGUUAACUUAGGGGGAAAAGGUCAUGUUAGAGUAAAGGGGAAUCAUGUUACAUUAGGGGAAGGUCAUGUUAGAAUUAGGUAAAGUCAUGUUAGAGUAAGAAGAAUCAUAUUAAAGUAUAGGAAAAUCAUUUUUAAGUAGUAGAAGGCACAUAAGGGGAAGUCACAUUAGAGUAAGAAAAACCAAGUUGAAAAGUAUGAGAAAGUCCUACUAAAGUAAAUUAAACCAACGUUAGAGUAGUAAAAGUAAGAACCACGGAUACAAAAAUUCAGACGCCGUUGUAAUGUAGUUUAAAAGAGUGGGAACUAUUCUUGAGUAUAAAUAUGGAGACAGCCAUACUUAAGUAACUCAAUAGAAAGUAGAUUUACCAUAAUUUUCAAAGUUUUUAAGAAAGCCAUAUUUCAGUAAGUCAUAUUUUACCUCACUGAUAAUAAAAAUUAUUCUUAUACAGUCAAGAGAAAUAAAAAUGUUAAGAGCAGCCACAAUAAAGAUAAUUUUUAAUGAGGGAAAUUAAUGUUUAUUUAUAUCAAUAUGGCAGAUUUUUUGUGGACUUAUUAUGCUGAGAAAAAUUAUUAUUAUACUCAAGAAAUAUAGACUGACAUUGUAUAUAAGAAUAGCGAAGACCAGAAGUAUGAGAGGAUUGGAAAACUGUGUUUAAGUAGUGUCGACUAUAUUGAAAAAUAACACGAAAUGUGGAAAAAAGUAUUACAUGAAAAUAGUUAAUGUACCUGAAAUAUAUCAUGAUUGGAGUUGAAUUAUAAGAUAUUUUUCACAUUAUUUAAAAUCGAAAAUAUAUAGAACCAUCGUUACGUGUUGAAAGGUAAAUAACUGACUAGUAUUAUGACAGUAUUAAUAUGAUCAUGAAACUUCAGUAACAUCAUAAACUCAAUUCUCAUGUUCAUUUCACCACCCAGGCUCUUCUAUUCGCCACCCCGGCUCUUCUAUUCGGCACCCCAGCUCUUCCACUCAACAUCCCUGCUCUUCCAUUCACUACCCCGGCUCUUCUAUUCACCACCCCGGCUCUUCCAUUCACUACCCCGGCUCUUCCAUUCACUAUCCCGGCUCUUCUAUUCACCUCAGCUCUUUUAUUCACUACCCCGGCUCUUCCAUUCACCACCCCGCCCGUUCAAUUCAUCAUCCUAGCUCUUCCAUGCACUAUCCUCCUUCUAAUGUUCAAUAGCACCAGUCAGUAAGUCUCUUCCAUCUAUCAUAACAGACGGGGUAAGCCAUUCACCAAUUAGACUGUCCUAUGUAUCUAAUGACCAACUGUCCUUGCUGUUCCUGUCACCAAACAUCCAUCCUCGUCCUCACUGCAUUUUCAAAUACAUCAACCGGCUGUUGCGGUCGACACUCCGGUUACCAUCGUUAACAUCUCUGCUGUUUUCAUUACCAUCCCAGCUGUUUUCAUCAGUAUCUCAGCUGUUUUCAUCAGUAUCUCAGCUGCUCUCAUCGCCAUCCCCGCUGUUUUCAUCAGUAUCUCAGCUGCUCUCAUCGCCAUCCCAGCUGUUUUCAUCACUAUCUCAGCUACUUCCAUCACCAUCUUGGCUUUGUCAUCAACCAAAUCAUUCCCAUUACCUCACCGACCUUCGUGACUCAUCAUAUACCUGACCUCCAUAACAAGGUUUGGUCCUCAAUUAAGUCUAACCUCUAGACCAGUCCACCUUGGUCAGGAGCCUAUAACCUCCUGGAGAGCCUUUUGUCUCUAUCAUUAAGCUCGUGACCUCUCAUGACCUUAGAGGCAGUCGUACCUUAUGUACACAAGGCACCAGUGUACGACAUCAUCCUGCUUAUGUCGCUGAGUGGGAAGAGAGUUAGUGAUAAAAGGAGGCAGGGCUUUAGGCCUCUUAGCUAAUCAGACCUCCUCACUCCGCUUGCUUGUCUCCGUUGCCAUGACAAUUGGUUUGUUUACUCGCAUCGUACGUCUGGCGCCCAAAAUACAAUGGUAGCUACUGUGGGUCUCAAAGGGGGAAGAGGCCCAUUGCAGCUCCUCGAAUUUAUAACUAACGUUUUGCAUUUAUUUUUUUUUCUUGCGCUUGCGGCAUUAUACUUGUUGACAUGCGACGACAGCAGCACAAAUGAGCCUCCUGUACAUUAAACGGAGGCUCGUUUUUCCUGGCCACGUCGUCUAAGGUUUGUUAUUCUUGCUAAAUGUCGCUGUAGCCUCUGUGAGGAGGGGUUUAGGGAACAUUGUCACCCAGUGUUGUUCUAUUGUGGUAAAGGAGAGACUCCGGAGACUACUUAAACAACUUGGGGGAACAAGUAGACGGCCUUGCUAUGACCUCUAGAAAGGGAAUAUUUCUUCAAGAAAAUGAAGUAAAGUUUCUCAAGUGCUCCACACACACUUCGACUUUAGACGGAAGAAAACACAAGAAUCAUCGAUAAUGUGUUUACAUGUGUGAGUUUGUUUCAAGAAUACGGACGUGUAGGUAGACAGUCCCUCUCUUGUAUGGGGGAACAUUGUGUUUAUAGACAUGGCUCCAUAAACGUGAUUUGUGUACAGUGAACUUGAUCGGUUGUCGAACGACCGACUCUUGAUAGAACAUUAUCUAAAUAUUAAGUUAUGGUAAAAUAAAGAAAAUUUUUUGUACUUUAGCUACAAAGAUCGGGAUCAAAUGCUUAUAAAAUACUAAAAGCGCUAAGUGAUUGCUCCGUUUUUUUAAUCCUAUUGAAAUAUAUGGGUGAAUUUUUUUGUAAGUGGUGUGGCGUGAAUGACGACACUUUGCGACAAUCAGUGAAUGAAAUACUAGAGUGGGGGGCCCAGCCGGCCUCCAGACUGCAGCGCCUCAUGCCAGACUCCUUGUAGAUACUUUUCCUAGUUUUAUGUUUAUGUUUGAUUGCUGCCUUAAACGUUAGUCAGUAGGCGUGGUACUAGCAGGUCCUGUGUCACUACCGCCACCCUAUGUGUUGCUCGCUCGCGCUGCAGUCUCGAGGUCGCUGCUCUAAAAUUAAGACAAAUAAGAUUUUUUUUUUCAUGUUUAGAUAAGGUCUAGCCUGCAUAUCGUAAAAGCAUGUAAUAUAUCUAGUGUAGUGUUCAUAUCCUUACAGUAUUACAGAUAAAAUACACAAAUUAUACAGAAACUGUUGCAUAUAACAUGUAUAACGUAUAUUUAUCCAUGCUGCUCACCAGAAGUGUGUUUUUUAGACUGCAGUUUAAGAAGCAAUGAACAGAAAAAAAUACCCAUUGUUAAGCUUGUAGAUUCACAUGUGUGCUAUGUGUAAGUAUAUUUUGACAAGAGUUUCAUGUGUGCAGAAAUGUAAACAAGUUAUAACUACUGUAGGUCUCUGCACUAGGACCUUAAAAACUGGUGGUCAUCUGAUGUACAUUUUUUUCCUUUGUAAAACUCAUCCAGUGUGGCGUGAGUGUGUGGUGUGAGGGACCAGCCACCACCCUGCCCGAGGCUUCCACGAGGUCGCUGCCACAACACAAACAAGCCUGGCCGCCUCAUGGAAGCUCUCCCCGUGACGCACCACCUGGCUGGUCCCGUCACACCAGCUGUUACCGAACUGUUGUCACAUUUUAACAUCAUACAAUGAAAGUGCCUUAGAACAGUUCUGGUGUACAGAGGGUGAGACUAUGUGUGUGUUACUACUAUUACUGAUACUAUUACUAUUGCUGUUGCUGCUGCUUCUGCUGUGUGAGUGUGUGCGCGAGAGAGAGUGAUUGAGAGCGCGUGUGUCUGCGUCUUCACUUCAAGUACACGGGGGAACAUGUACUGAAUCAUCGGCAUAAAACAUUAUAUUAUCGUUACUGGC
Molecule: messenger RNA, 7246 nt
Organism: Homarus americanus (American lobster)
Lineage: Eukaryota; Metazoa; Arthropoda; Malacostraca; Decapoda; Nephropidae
Product: dipeptidase 1-like
Exons: 14
Coding region: 1-1746 (581 amino acids)
Biological process (GO): proteolysis
Molecular function (GO): metallodipeptidase activity
Source: RefSeq, a predicted model, not a curated record